Helicoverpa armigera (cotton bollworm) is the source of this 2564-nucleotide messenger RNA. RefSeq names its product ATPase family gene 2 protein homolog A. The coding region runs from base 139 to 2373 and encodes 744 amino acids. Gene Ontology annotation, molecular function: ATP binding; ATP hydrolysis activity. Gene Ontology annotation, cellular component: cytoplasm. The record is from RefSeq and is a predicted model, not a curated record. The transcript is spliced from 2 exons. NCBI's taxonomy places the organism in Eukaryota, Metazoa, Arthropoda, Insecta, Lepidoptera, Noctuidae.
GAUCAAUAAGUGUCAAAAUACUGGAGAUGUCAAUUUUACACAAUUUCACAAAAAUAACCUCUACGUUGUUGUUCAAUGUGAUUUACAAAUCUAAUUAAAAUAACAGGAAAAGCAUUAUUUGUAUGUUUAUAAAUAACCAUGGCUCCAAAAGGAUCUAAGAAAACUUUGUGGGUGGACUGCGAGCGAUGCGGUUGCAGCAUAACAACAAACGAUAAAAACAUUCAUGUUGAGUUAGAAUGCAAGAAAGAUCAAUUGAAAUGUCCGUAUGUUGACGAUGGGAAGCUGUUUACUUGGCUGCAGAGGACUGGCGUGGCGCCGGAUGGAGCUCCCCGUGAUGCUGUGCUUGUGCAUCCGUCGGCUGGCACGUUAAUAGGCGCCGUGAUUGGUUGUCCCCUUCAAUUGAGCAGAGACGGUGCUCCAAUGAUGGUGAAGCGAAUGUGGCCUUCUAAAGCAUCUGCACCGGCGGCAGUUAUAUUACCCGCAGCUGAUUUGUCCAGUGCGUGGAGCAGUGACAACAUGAAGGUGACAGUCUCAGUGAUAAAAGAGGAAAUACCGCAAGCAACAAGAGUAACAAUCAGACUCAACAACCACAAAACAGAAUCAGACAUUACUGAUAUUUUAAAACAACAUUUUUAUAGCAAUUUUGUUUGUAUUGGUAGUAUUUUAGUUUACUAUUACUUUGGUAAGAAAUUAGAAAUUGAGGUAAUUGACAUAAAAUCUGAUAAUUUAGAUCAUAAGGGUUGGUUUGUUUUAAGUGAAAAUAGUGUUUGGAGUAUGGAGAAGGAUACAGUUCAGAAAAUAAAGAAAAAGCCACAGGUUCUUGGUGGUGUAGAUGAUAUUUUGGAGGAAAUACAGACCUUCAUUAAAAUAUCAUUCAGUAUGGAUGGUCUAACAGCCAACUUUCAACCCACAAGAGGCUUACUUCUUUAUGGACACUCAGGAAUAGGAAAGACAGCUAUUUGUAAAUAUUUAAUUGAAAACAUCAACUGCUUUUACAUAGAAAUUAAUGGUCCAGCAAUAUUUAGUAAAUAUUUUGGUGAAACUGAAGGUACGAUGAGAAGCUUGUUUGAGAAAGCUAUUCAAAAUCAGCCAAGCAUUAUACUGGUUGAUGAGAUAGAGACAAUUUGUCCAAGGCGGUCUUCAGGCAGCACGGAGCAGGAAAGGCGAAUAACUUCAGCAUUUGUGAACAUGCUGGACAGCCUACAUGCAGACAAUAGCAGGGUUUUUGUGUUAGCUACAACCAGAAAGCCAGAAAACAUCGAUCCUAUGCUUAGGCGAUUUGGAAGGCUGGACAAGGAAAUAGAAGUUCCUGUACCAGAUAGAAUAAGAAGAAAAGAAAUGGUUUACAGUUUGCUGAAAAACUUGCCAAACAAAAUAUCAAGUGAAGACAUUGAAAAUAUCUCGGACUUAGCUCAUGGUUAUGUGGCUGCUGAUUUGGUAAAUUUGUGCACACAAGCCACCAUGAAAUGUAUAAAGCGUUCUAGUGAUUAUAUAGAGCGCGAUGACCUGAUCGCAGCACUGACCAUCGUCAGGCCAAGUGCCAUGAGGGAACUGCUCAUUGAAAUACCCAAUGUGAGGUGGACAGAUAUAGGUGGGCAGGAUGACCUGAAAUUAAAAUUACGUCAAGCUGUCGAAUGGCCUUUGAAACACGCGGAGAGCUUCCGAAGGCUAGGAGUAAAGCCACCAGGUGGCGUCCUACUGUACGGACCACCGGGAUGCUCCAAAACCAUGAUAGCUAAAGCCCUGGCAACCGAAAGUGGUCUGAACUUCCUCUCAAUAAAAGGCCCGGAAUUAUUUUCGAAAUGGGUUGGCGAAUCUGAGCGCGCUGUGCGAGAUCUGUUUACGAAAGCUCGUCAAGUGGCUCCUUCUAUUAUAUUCUUUGAUGAAAUGGAUGCGAUCGGCGGGGAAAGAGGGGCAGGGGAGGCGGGCGUGCAUGAGAGAGUACUGGCUCAACUGUUGACUGAGUUGGAUGGAGUGGUACCACUGAACUCGGUCACUAUUUUGGCGGCAACCAACCGCCCCGACAGGAUGGAUCGAGCACUAUUACGGCCCGGCAGAUUAGAUCGGUUGAUCUAUGUCCCGUUACCAGAUUUUGAGACUAGGUUACAAAUAAUAGAGUUGAAAUUAAGUAAAAUGAGCACAAGUGAUGAUGUGAACUCCCAUAACUUGGCAAUAAGGACUGAAGGGUUUUCAGGAGCUGAGUUGCAGGCUUUGUGUCACGAAGCUGCGUUGAGGGCUUUGGAGAAGGACCUCGACUGUCCUGCAGUAACUAUGGAGCAUUUUGAACAUGUCCUCAAAGAUUUUAAGCCAAGAACACCUGAGUCUCUUUUGAAGGUCUAUCAAGAAUUUGCUUUAGGACAAAAGUCUGGAUAAGUUUUAAGAAUACAUUAUUUACAUUUUACGCCUUUAGUUGAAUAACCAGAGAAUCGCUUCUAAAGUGUGAUGUGUGCAUUUAAUAACAGGUUAAUAAUAAGUAUAAGUGCCUUACUUUCUAAAUCAUUUAUUUAAUAAGAAUUCUUACAGCUAUUUGUAUAAAUUAAUAUUAAAUCUAGUCCUUAUUUUAA